Manis javanica (Malayan pangolin) is the source of this 3443-nucleotide messenger RNA. Lineage: Eukaryota; Metazoa; Chordata; Mammalia; Pholidota; Manidae. The record is from RefSeq and is a predicted model, not a curated record.
AUCUUAAGUAUCCAAGAGGAGUGGUUCAAGGCGGAGCUUGGGAGCCAAGAGGGGUACGUGCCCCAGAAUUUUAUAGACAUCCAGUUUCCUGAGGCUCCCAAGAAUUCCAACGGAGGUGCUGUUGGGCACCCCACUUCAGGAUCUGCUACUUCCAGGCAUUUGUCCAUUACCUCCCAACCUACCUUCCAUCCUAACCUGAUACACACUAAUCAGGCAUGUGGACACUCCCACCUCCCUUAAACCAUGCUCACACCAGUGAGAGACAUCAGUGGGGAAAAGGGGGAAAUUCCCUUCAUAAAGAGGAAAUGAAAAGGUAAGAUUUGUCUCAAGAAUUGACCACAGGGGUUCGACAGAAAUCUAUUCUUGUCUGAGAGUCAGGAUGCACCCAAAGAGCAAAGGUUUGUUAGAAAACCCAAGUGGUAUUGGUGACUCUGCUGAGGUGAACUGAACUGACUACUGAAACAAGAGAAUGACCACUGGUAGCUGGGCGCCUGAUGCUGCCCUGUAAUCUUCCAGAUGACCACAUCAUCUCCUCCCCACUCCUCAGACCUCCUGCGGCUCCCCAGCCAUGCGCUGUCAGCUGAUGGCCUUGCUUCCAGGUUACUGGGACAACAGAAGCCACGAGAACAGCCCCUCUGCCCCACCCCGACCCUGACUCACACCAGCCACCCUUGCCCAGCACCCAGACAAUCUUCCUUUCCUGCAGCUGUUUGUCUGUGCUUCCAGGGGAAAUUCUCCCCCCUCUCUCCCGCGUCAGCUUUCUCUCCCUCUCUGCUGGAUCAUCUGCAAACAACCGUCUGCAAUUUCUCACAUCUUACCAAAAAACAAAAGCAAAGCAACUCUCGAUCCCAAAUCCCCUUCCAGCACGACUCCACCGCUUCAAAAGAAAGUUUGGAUUCGCCACGUCCUCGCCCCCAUUCUCUCUGGAGCCCCCAUGGCUCCUUCAAAACCUGUUUAUCAAGAUCACAGUGAACUUCCAGCUGUCAUCUCAGCAGCAUUUGCGGCUGGGGUCGAGGUGGGGGUCUUUCUCUCCCUGAAACACUUCCUGCAUUUGGCUUCCGGGACACCCUUCCCCCUGCUCCCCAGUCCCUGGCUGCCCCUCCUUUGCAUCCCUUACUGGUUUCUCCUGGUCUCUCAGUAUCCUUUAGGGUUAGAAUAUCCUCCUCCCCGGGAGGCCCUCCCCUCCGCCAUAUUUAAAUGUACUCCCCCAAGCCCCACCCCUCUUGGUGUUCAUUUUCUUCACAGCACUCAUCUGACAGUAUGUUUGUCAUUAUUUUGUUGUCGGUUGUGUCGCCCCCACCCCCACUAGAAUGUAAGUCCCAGGAGGGCAAGGGUUUGGUUUGCUCACCUCACACCCCCAGUUCCCAGAGGAGGGCCCAGCACGUAGCAGGUGUUCAAUAAAAAGCUGUUCAAUAGAUGAAUGGAUAGCUUUGAAAUGAUAGGUAGUAAUGUAACCCUGGCCGCUCAUUUAAUAUGUAGCAGCCAGACAUUUUUGCAAGUCCUGAAAGAAGUCACUUUUCAAAUUCCAACUGGACAACAAAUACCUAUUUUCUAACCACUUGCUACCUCUUCCAAAAUAUUCCCUUGGAGGGAUGGCUGCUGUGGUGCAUGCCCCAUUUCUUUUUCCACCUGCAUUACAUUUCCUACACUGGGCCAUGCUGUGACGGUCAGUUGUCCAGCCCUGCAGGGGAGUAUGUGGCACAUACUUUGGUGGGAUGUCCAGGCAGAUGACUGCCAGAAGCCAUCUGCCCCUUGGAGCCCGAACAACCUUACCCUGCAGUUCUGCAUCUGGAAUAAGGACAUCUCUCCUGCCACCUCUGUCUGGAGUUCAGGUUCCUGAAUUCUGGAGGGCACAGGGAAUUGCUCACAAAGGACUUCACAGCCAUGGCCUGUUGGACGUUCACUAUAAAGGGACGCACACAUUGGCCUUCUAGCAGCAACAAUCAGAGCAGCCUCCUUCAAGAAAUGGAACACAGGUGGGGCUUGGCCACUGACUGACUGGGAACACUUGUUUCACUCUUCCACGGAUGAGAGCGGUUCCUGGCCUCCUGGCCUGAGGCUGUAGUCUGUUUGCCUCGCCCCUAUGGAAGGGCUUGGUCUUCUGCAUAUGUGCCAUGUCCCCUGCAGCAGCCCUUCCUGAGGCUGCCACCCUGACUGCUCCCCUGAAAGAGCAGUUUCUCCUGUUUCUUUUUUUCCACAGCAAAGAUUAUUUUCCAGCCUGACUUUGCAGGGAGGGCCCAGGAGCUAGCUGUGUAGACACUGCCAGGUGGCAGCUGCCGGCUUCACUUGUUUCCAAGUGUGUGUGCAGGGUUCCCUGGGUGCGUGGCAGCCUCUGCUGGGCACACUGAGCAAAGCCCCUCCCGCUCCACACCACCCAGGUAACGUGGGCUCGGAGCUGUAACUCUCCUUCCGGACACUGAGGUACCAGCCUGGGAGCCAGCACCCAAGGUCCCUCCCAGCUCUGCCGCGCGGCCCCAGUGCCUGAAGGGGUCCCUGUCCUGAUGGUUUCAUGAAGGCCUCUCAAGACACCAGGCAGAGAACUUACUCAUGGGGAAGGAGGUUGGUUUCUUCAUCAUCCGGGCCAGCCAGAGCUCCCCAGGGGACUUCUCCAUCUCCGUCAGGCAUGAGGAUGAUGUUCAGCACUUCAAGGUCAUGAGAGACAACAAGGGUAAUUAUUUCCUAUGGACAGAGAAGUUUCCAUCCCUAAAUACGUUGGUGGACUACUACAGGACGACUUCCAUCUCCAAACAGAAGCAGAUCUUCCUGAGGGAUAGAACCCAAGACAAUCAGGGUCGCCGGGGCAACAGCCUGGACCGGAGGCCCCAGGGAGGCCCACACCUCAGCGGGGCAGUGGGAGAAGAAAUCCGGCCUUCGAUGAACCGCAAACUGUCGGACCAGCCGCCCCCCCAGUCCUCGCAGUACUCGCCAGCAGCACCACCACCACAGCAGCGGUACCUGCAGCACCACCACUUCCAUCAGGAACGCCGUGGAGGCAGCCUGGACAUAAACGACGGGCACUGUGGCAUGGGCAUGGGCAGCGAAAUGAACGCCGCCCUCAUGCACCGGCGACACACAGACCCAGUGCAGCUCCAAGUGGCCGGGCGAGUGAGGUGGGCCCGGGCGCUGUACGACUUUGAGGCCCUUGAGGAUGAUGAGCUGGGAUUCCACUGCGGAGAGGUGGUGGAGGUCCUGGACAGCUCCAACCCAUCCUGGUGGACUGGCCGCCUGCACAACAAACUAGGCCUUUUCCCUGCCAACUACGUGGCACCAAUGAUCCGAUGAGGCCCUUUGGGAAGAGUGUGAAGCUUUUGACCGGAGCUGCCUGCAAGAGGGGACAGGGAAGAGAAGCUGCAAUUACACAUACAUACAUAUGUUUGUGUAUCUACACACACACACACACACAUAUAUAUAUGCCUAUGUAUACAUACAGUUUAUAAUAGUAA